Messenger RNA from Panicum virgatum (switchgrass), 822 nucleotides. RefSeq lists its product as uncharacterized. The coding region runs from base 149 to 514 and encodes 121 amino acids. The record is from RefSeq and is a predicted model, not a curated record. NCBI's taxonomy places the organism in Eukaryota, Viridiplantae, Streptophyta, Magnoliopsida, Poales, Poaceae. The transcript has a single exon.
CCUCUAGCCCCCCUCUCACUUGCACACAGGCACUACUACCACACAUUUGUGAACUGCGAUCUUCCAAACCGUGUGUGCCUCAAGAGCUCACCACAAUUCUAGCUCUCCUUGCAGCUAUCCAUCGUCUAGCUAUUGAUCAGUCAUCGUCAUGGGAAAUUGCCUGGUGAUUCAGGACAGGAAGGAGAUCAAGAUCAUGACCGUCGUCGGCGGCAGCGAGGUCCUCAAGAUGCCGUCCCCCGGCAGCUUGAAGGUCCAGGAGGCCCUCACCGACCCGAGCGUGCUCCCGGUGAAGGCGCCGGCGCCGGCUGUCGUCGACCCUGCAGGCGCCGUCAGGGUGAAGCUGGUGAUCAGCAAGCAGGAGCUGAAGAAGAUGCUCGACAAGGAGGGCAUGUCGCUGGACGACAUGGUGUCUCUCAUGCGCAAAGACGCGGCAAUCGAUCGUGAACAGCAGCAGGAGUGCUGUGGAGGGUGGCGGCCUGCGCUGGAGAGCAUACCAGAGGGCAGUGAUCUAUAGUAGCCUUGGGGAUUGUUCAGAGGAUAUCAGAAGUUGCAGAAAAGAAAGGUUGCAAGAUCAUCGAUCGAUCCUACUUACAAGUUACAGGGUACUUUUUGGAAUAAGCGUAAGCAAAACAUAUGGUAGAUAGCAUAUAUAUACAUGUAAAUAUAUAGAGGUAGUGUUGAUAAAGAUAUGGUAGGAGUUUUGAGAUGGGGAUUCUCUUCAUCUUUUCUUGCUGCUCACAUGCAUGCAAGCAUGCUUGUAAUUUGUAAAGAAGAGGUAAAGAUGAUCCUGGAAACCAAGCUGGUCUCUAUUUUUUGGUGCCA